GGCUCCUGGGUGGACUGCAGACCUAGCAGGGCAGAGUUCAAGGUGAACCCUGAGGGCUGUGUGGUCAGGGCCUUCUCACCGAGCACCUGCAGCUGCCCUAGCCUGGGGACCCAGGGUCCAAAUGCCAUGGCCCACCCAUCCUCUGCAUUGAGUCCCCUAAAACCGCUGGGCUGGGGGACCCUGAGCCCCAGCACUCUCACCGCAGGCCAGCAGAAAGACCAAGAAGAAGGAGGGGGGGGCCCUCCGGGCCCAGAGGGCAUCCUCCAACGUCUUCUCCAACUUCGAGCAGACCCAGAUCCAGGAGUUCAAGGAGGCCUUCACGCUGAUGGAUCAGAACCGAGAUGGCUUCAUUGACAAGGAGGACCUGAAAGACACCUACGCCUCCCUGGGCAAGAUCAACGUCAAGGACGAUGAGCUGGACGCCAUGCUGAAGGAGGCCACGGGGCCCAUCAACUUCACCAUGUUCCUGAACAUGUUCGGCGAGAAGCUGAGCGGUACGGAUACUGAGGAGACCAUCCUGAACGCCUUCAAGAUGCUGGACCCCGAUGGCAAAGGCAGCAUCAACAAGGACUACAUCAAACGGCUGCUCAUGUCCCAGGCUGACAAGAUGACUGCAGAGGAGGUUUGGCCCUUCGCCCCGCCUGCUGCCCCCUCCCAUGGCCCCCCAGGACUCCAGGGGUCAGCGGGGGGAGUGCCCCUGCUGAGAUGUGCUGCAGUGCUGCUACGGGACGGGUCACCCUGCGGCUGGCCCCAGCCUGCCCCUUGCCCUGGAGUGACCUCGCCCCUCCCCCAGACGUGGCAACAAGGCCAGAGCCAGCUGGAGCUCAGGGCCUGUCACUCGCCCUCGGGCUGCAACCCUUAGGGGCCCUUUGCUUGUCCGCUGCUGCCUGGA
Molecule: messenger RNA, 892 nt
Organism: Phyllostomus discolor (pale spear-nosed bat)
Lineage: Eukaryota; Metazoa; Chordata; Mammalia; Chiroptera; Phyllostomidae
Gene: MYL5
Product: myosin light chain 5
Exons: 5
Coding region: 326-862 (178 amino acids)
Cellular component (GO): cytoplasm
Molecular function (GO): calcium ion binding
Source: RefSeq, a predicted model, not a curated record